GACAAAUACCUCCUCCGCGUCACCGCCGGCCCCACCUACGCGCCCUCCACCCACACCCUUAUCCCCGUUAACACCACCUCGCCCACCCACAUCUCCACCCCCCUUAUGGACGCCUGGCUCAACGUCCGUAUCAAAGGCUACAACGGCCUCCCCACCUCCGCGCCGCCGACCGACUCCGCCUACUUCUCGCACCCGCUGCACACCUCCGACCUGCACAGCGUCGGCUACACCUUCAUCCCGAAGCGCGACAUCCCCGGCCAGGAUCUGGUAACCGGGUUCGAUUUCGACCACUCUAUUCGGGAUAGGCUGCCGCCGGGGUUCAAGACGGCGAUGCGCAUCGUCACGACGUUGCUCGAUCCGGGGAUUUAUUCGGAUCCGUAUUCGGACGCGCCGUUCCUCUAUGGGCUGGCGUUGUCGAGUUUUUUCGCGUUUCGGGUGGGGGAUAAGGGGGAUGGGGGCGUUGGUGAGUUCCGUAUAUCUAUGCUUCUCUCUCUUCUACUCCCGUCCCUGUAGGCUGGAGCAACAGCUCUACCACCGAGUAAGGUUGAGUCUAACGACGGUGUCCAUAGGUCCUUCAUCAGUAUAAUUCCACUGGUAAGUGCUAUCCACCAAGGCCUGAAUAUACCAAAAU
Mytilinidion resinicola is the source of this 631-nucleotide messenger RNA. RefSeq names its product DUF1769-domain-containing protein. The annotation marks the transcript as partial. Lineage: Eukaryota; Fungi; Ascomycota; Dothideomycetes; Mytilinidiales; Mytilinidiaceae. The transcript has a single exon. The record is from RefSeq and is a predicted model, not a curated record.